Messenger RNA from Purpureocillium takamizusanense, 1049 nucleotides. RefSeq lists its product as uncharacterized. The transcript has a single exon. The record is from RefSeq and is a predicted model, not a curated record. Bases 271 to 918 code for a protein of 215 amino acids. Lineage: Eukaryota; Fungi; Ascomycota; Sordariomycetes; Hypocreales; Ophiocordycipitaceae.
CUUCUCACCCCGAACAUGACGACUCAGCCUCCACAACGCGCCCUCGUCGCAUUCGCGGGCCAAUCGUCUUACAGCACCGGCCGGGCGGGAGGAGGCAGCCGAGUCGCGACCAACGGCCCUGUUGUUGCGAGCCACCCGAGAGUCGUCCAGCAAAAAGUCGUCUAUAAGAUGCCGUUUCUGCCCAAGCGAGGGGUCCCUGUGGAUUGCCCAUAGCUCUUGGAAAUGGGCGUUUGUGUAUCUUUGUUUGCCCAAUGUUCUAGCAACUGAUCCAUGUGCCUCCCACGGGCUCGCAAAUCUACCUCACGCUAUCACCAGUUGCCAUCAUCAGACUCACUCCCUGCAUCUGCAUAUCCGCGAGUCGUGGCCAUGGGCGCACCACCUUCUUCCUCACACCCUCCAAUGUCCGCCAACAACAACUCCACCAUGAGCCCCACGCCCUUCGCCGGGCCCCCGUCGACCUCGUUCCUGUCUGCCCAGCACGAACGCCUCAUCCUCGAGCUCCUCCCCUUCAAGGACAGCGCCAAGUUCCAGGAGUGGCUCAACAGCGACUGGGUGCGCGGCUCGUGGCUCGAGUUCCACGCCGACUUCCUCGGCAAGACGGCCCGCACAGGUCCGUCAAGCGCCGCCGCGCCCGAGCCCGACAAGGGACGCGCAGCGCAGGCCGCCAAAGACGCUAUCAACUCGCGGUCGCAAAAGUACCUCGUCUACCACCCCAACAAGACGGGCUGGACGGCCGAGGACCACCAUGUGCGCUUCAUCGUGACCGUCAUCCAGGAUAACAUGCUGCGGAGCCUGUGGUCCGAGUCGGAAUGGAAGAAGAAGGCCAUUGACAUUGCGAAGGCGGUGUUUGAGGUGCUGUGUUUCCUCAAGGCGACAUUCUAUGUUGUCGACCAGCAUCCGCCGAGCUAUUCCCAGUAGUGCUGAGACUUGGGCGGGGUUGGAGUGUGCUCAUGGUCUGCUGGUGUUUGGAGUCGCUGGGUCAUUCAUCAUGAUUGAGACAUUCCAGAGUAUCAUUGCACUACUAAUACUAUAGCGACACUUUCACCGCA